Molecule: messenger RNA, 2109 nt
Organism: Diaporthe batatas
Lineage: Eukaryota; Fungi; Ascomycota; Sordariomycetes; Diaporthales; Diaporthaceae
Exons: 3
Coding region: 1-2109 (702 amino acids)
Biological process (GO): meiotic chromosome segregation
Cellular component (GO): chromosome, centromeric region; nucleus
Source: RefSeq, a predicted model, not a curated record
AUGGCAAGACUGAACGAAGUACCAAUGUCAACAGAUAGCAUAGAAACGCUGAGGAAGAAGUUCCUGCGGCAGAAUCGAGAUAUCGCGCGAGUCAAUUCGGCGCAAUCAUUGCGCAUCCGGUCGCUCGAGAGCGAAUGCGGCCGUCUCCUCUCGGACAACCUUACCCUGAAUGGACGCAUACUGGAGCUCGAACGCGACCUCGAGGAGUGCCGGGAAGCACAGCGAAUCGCAGACCAUGCCCUUGAGAUCAAAGCUAGGAUGGAGGCUCAGCUCGAGGAGUGGAGCGCAAUGCUCGGGGGGCUGGGGGUGGAGCGCGCAGCCAAGAGACACGCGCGCUCUUCUCCCGGGGGCACAACGGUAGCAAGAAAGCGGACAAGCAUGGACCGCAGCCCUGCAGCGAAGCAGCGGCCACGAGAUUCGAGGAGCAGCGCCGACAUGGCUGCUCUGCAUGAGGGGAGGCUGCCGCCCAUCCAGGAAAACACUACGUAUCCACGCCGGACAAUGAACCACAAUGAAAUACUGGCAAUCUGCACCGAGGCCGAGAAUUCGAAAGAUUCGCCAGACCUCGGGCCACCUCCUACUUCGCGCUUCGUCGAGGAACCAGUCAAAGUCGACAGCCCUAGCAGGUCGACUGGCACCUCACAGCCUAGUCCCAAACUCAAGAUUCAAGCACUCCUCCCGUCCAGCUCCCCUUCGAGACCAGACAUGGAACCGACGAAGCAGCCCAGCGUGACCUUGGAAGCAAGCCCACCGCGAGAUGACCCGAGGCCAAUCAAGGCAGCCCACCCAUCAAUUCAUCCUUCCGUUAAAGCAGGCUCCAAGAGAAAAUUCGGCGAUGAGAACGACGAAAGUCAAGUAUCUAGGGCCUUCCCAACCGCGGAAAAGUCCGGCAGCAAGCACGUCAUCGAAAAGCCACUGAUCGUGAGGGAUUUGAAGGAUCGCAGCGGUGCAAAGGACUUGUCAAGCAGGCCUGACGAGAAGAAGCCCGAGACUACAGAUCCUACCAAGAAACGACCCAGGCAGCCUCUUGCAGACAAGAGCAGGAACGACGGCAUGACUUCACCGAAGAAGCUUCCCAAAUCUGCGACAACGGGAGAUCUGAUGAAGGCCAUGUCGGACCAAACUAGGGAGGUCGCACUGAAGGCUGCGCCGUUGAAGAAGAAGAGGGUUGUUCCAAUCAAGCUGCCAUCACUGCCACCACCGGGGCCAUCGGCGGCGAAACAGCCAGUAGAGCCAGAGACCCCGUCAGCAGACCCUGGUCUCGUAUUCCCAGACACCCCGGAAACCAAAUCCACAAGCGAGAAGCCCAGAGAUACGCCUCCGCCAGCAGACAUUAGCUCUCACGGAGAGACUUCACGGCCCAGCAGGAGGGUGAGAGCGUCUGUUAGCUAUGCAGAACCAAAUCUCAGGGAUAAGAUGCGCCGACCGACAAAAGAGAUGUUGGACGCAGUGUCCGGAGAGGGCAAAUACAAGCGCACCAGCUCAGUUAACCACGUCACUUCGGUGUCGGCUUUGAAACCCGCGGCCGAUAUCCAAACCACGCAUUCAGCGUCGACGACCCAGCUCCCGGCAGCCGAAGCAGCCAUGGAGAAUGAGGCAGCCCGCCGGCCUCCAGUCAUGAGCCCGUUGUCGCAGAAGGACUCGAUGAAAGAAGCACCGCCAGCGGCACAGGGAGGUCAGGUCACGACCGAGCGAAGAAGACGGCCAUCGUCUAGGCAGAGCCAACUGUUCGAAAGUCUUGUCAAGGCAGAAGACGACCAAGACGAAGAAUGCGGCGCCGACCACGUAAUCGAUCCAUACGAAUUUCGAGACGAAUCCACCAUGAUCGAACAGCCCAAAGAGACCUUUCAGAAGGGCAGAGGCAGCAAGGGGACAAGGCGGUCAACAGUGGCCAAGAACAUAGGCGCCGACGAUCAAUCGGCGUCAGGGGCAGACAACAGGAAGCCUUCUCGAAAACGGGCGUCGAUGGCUGCUCCUAAAAAGCCAUCAAUGCUUGAUGAUGAACAGGACGAGGACUCUUCGUACGACGCUUGCCUGGAACCAGCGAGGGACAUUUCGACGUCGCUACUCCAGGACAAGGCGUCGAGGCGUAGAAGCAUGAUGCUGUAA